AUGCUGGAAAAAUAUUCAAUUGCAGUGAGGAACUAUGGUGUAGGUGUGCUUGACAUUCGUGAGUUAGAUAAAAAGAAGCUUCAAAAUGUCUGCAUGUCAAUAGAUGCUGUCUUGAAGGAUGCUUUUAAUCUUGAAUCUCUGUCGUCGACCAUUGGUGGGUACCUGGAACCUUUGCUGCCACCCCUUCGGCAUCCUCGUAUCUGCAAGUCCAGACGGAGUCGAAAAAGUUUUUUACUAAAUAUCGAGUAUCUUGUUCACGACUUUGGUGCGAUAUGCCGCAAUUUGGAAAAAACAUCCAGAACGGUGUUUCUUGACUUGGGCGCCUCGCUUGAAUUUCAUGGCGGAACAGAGAAUCCAGCAUUCUCGCUGAUUGACUUGUAUUCGAAAUUUGGGAUCAAGUUUGACCACUAUUAUGCGUAUGAAUAUACUUUGAUCCCUCCUAACAGAAUGUACGAGUCUGUCCCUCAAGAGCUCUUGCCCUCCUACCAUUGGUACAAUGUCCCUGUUGAAGAGCUGGAAACCAGCAAACGCAAUCCUUGGAAAUCCAUUCUAUCUGCCUACAAUGAAAAUGACUUGGUUAUAGUCAAACUGGAUAUCGACUCACCAGAGAUUGAACUUCCUCUCGUUCAUCAACUAAUGCAAGGAAACUAUUCGAGGGUCGUAGAUCACCUGUACUUUGAGCACCAUGUGAAAAUGGGAAGGAUGAUGUACAAUAGUUGGGGCAAAAAUUCCCAAGGGACUCUCCAAGAUUCACUUGAGUUAUUUACUCGACUACGUGAGAAAGGAAUUUCAGCACACUCAUGGGUAUAA
Cylindrotheca closterium is the source of this 810-nucleotide messenger RNA. The record is from the annotation of a GenBank genome assembly. Lineage: Eukaryota; Bacillariophyta; Bacillariophyceae; Bacillariales; Bacillariaceae.